AUGGCUGAUCAGAUCAACAUGGGUGGCCUCUCCCUCAACGAUGGCGGUCACCAAGGCCCUGCCCAGGGUCGAUCCUACAUCCCUCCUCACAUGCGUGGCCGUGGUGGUCCUCCUCCCUCCGGUCCCCAGGGUGGUCCUCAGGCUGGUCCCCAAGGUGGUCCUCAAGGUGGUCCCCCCGCUAUGAACGGUGGUCCUCCUGCCAACGGCAUCAACAACAGUGCCUGGGCUAACCAGAACUACGGUGCCCGCCAAAACAACUGGAGCAACGAUGUUCCUACCUUCCAGGGCAACAACAACCGCCGAGGCGGCUGGGGUGGUCGAGGUGGUGGUUACAGCGGUGGCGGUAACUUCGACGGUCACUCUGGCGGUGGCGCUCCUGCUGCUCGUGGAUCUGGUGAUGGACAAUGGCGCGACGGAAAGCACAUCCCCGGCCCGGCUAACCCCCGUAUCGAGCGCGAGCUUUUCGGUGCCACUGCCGAGGACCCUUCCAAGCAGCACACCGGUAUCAACUUCGAGAAGUACGACGACAUCCCCGUUGAGGCUUCAGGUACAGACGUCCCUGAGCCUGUUCACCAGUUCACCACCCCUCCUCUGGAUGAGCACUUGUGCCGCAACAUCGAGCUCGCCCACUACAAGGUCCCUACACCUGUUCAGAAGUACUCGAUCCCCAUCGUUAGCAACGGUCGCGAUCUGAUGGCUUGUGCCCAGACCGGUUCUGGAAAGACUGGUGGUUUCUUGUUCCCUAUCCUCUCUCAGGCUUUCCUCAACGGCCCUUCUCCCGUGCCCGCUAAUGCCGCCGGUCAGUUUGGUCGCCAGCGCAAGGCUUACCCCACCUCUUUGAUUCUUGCUCCUACCCGUGAGCUUGUGUCUCAGAUCUUCGAAGAGUCCCGCAAGUUCGCCUACCGUUCUUGGGUUCGACCUUGUGUCGUUUACGGUGGUGCCGACAUUGGCUCUCAGCUCCGACAAAUUGAGCGUGGUUGUGAUUUGCUUGUUGCUACUCCCGGUCGAUUGGUGGACCUCAUAGAGCGAGGCCGCAUCUCCCUCCAGAACAUCAAGUACCUCGUGCUCGAUGAGGCCGAUCGCAUGCUGGACAUGGGUUUCGAGCCCCAAAUUCGCCGCAUUGUCGAAGGCGAGGAUAUGCCCCAGGUUCAGGACCGUCAGACCCUCAUGUUCUCAGCCACCUUCCCCCGCGAUAUUCAGAUGCUUGCCCGCGAUUUCCUCAAGGACUACAUCUUCCUUUCCGUCGGUCGUGUCGGUUCCACCUCUGAGAACAUUACUCAGAAGGUUGAGUACGUUGAGGAUGUUGACAAGCGAUCCGUCCUCCUGGACAUUCUUCACUCUCACGCCAACGGUCUCACCCUGAUCUUCGUCGAGACCAAGCGCAUGGCUGAUUCGCUUUCCGACUUCCUCAUCAACCAGAACUUCCCUGCUACAUCUAUUCACGGUGACCGUACCCAGCGCGAGCGUGAGCGUGCUCUCGAGUUCUUCCGUAACGGUCGAUGCCCCAUCUUGGUUGCUACCGCUGUUGCCGCUCGAGGUUUGGAUAUCCCUCACGUCACUCACGUUAUCAACUACGAUCUCCCCACCGAUGUUGACGAUUAUGUCCAUCGUAUUGGUCGUACUGGUCGUGCCGGAAACACUGGUAUUGCCACUGCAUUCUUCAACCGUGGCAACCGUGGUAUUGUUCGCGAGCUUAUGGACUUGCUCAAGGAGGCCAACCAAGAGGUCCCCGCUUUCCUCGAGACAAUUGCUCGUGAGUCUUCCUUCGGAGGAGGAGGUCGUGGUGGUCGCUCCCGUGGCGGUGGUGGCCGCGGUGGUGCCACUCGUGAUUUCCGAAAGUUCGGCGGCGGCGGCUUUGGUGGUAACAACAACAGCAACGGCGGCGGCGGCGGCGGCUUCAACACUGGAGCUCAGGGUGGCGGCUUCAACGCUGGUGGUGGCGGCGGCGGCGGUUAUGGAGGCGGCGCUGGCUACGGUGGCGGAGCUGGCUACGGCGGUGGUGGUUACGGUAACCCCAGUGGCCCUGGCGCUCAGUCGUCUUGGUGGUAA
Molecule: messenger RNA, 2049 nt
Organism: Fusarium poae
Lineage: Eukaryota; Fungi; Ascomycota; Sordariomycetes; Hypocreales; Nectriaceae
Gene: DED1
Product: DEAD-box ATP-dependent RNA helicase
Exons: 2
Coding region: 1-2049 (682 amino acids)
Cellular component (GO): nucleus
Molecular function (GO): ATP binding; RNA binding; RNA helicase activity
Source: RefSeq, a predicted model, not a curated record